This is a messenger RNA of Pimephales promelas (fathead minnow), 6711 nucleotides long. RefSeq names its product PHD and ring finger domains 1 (gene phrf1). Lineage: Eukaryota; Metazoa; Chordata; Actinopteri; Cypriniformes; Leuciscidae. The record is from RefSeq and is a predicted model, not a curated record.
GUAGGAUUCGAACCGGUAGCGUCAAAGACAAACGCCGAGUGGACUUCAAAACACAAAUAAUGUCUUAUACAACCUUACAGGGUUGUUCAGUGCUGAAAAAUAUCUAGAUUAAAUCAGUGCAGAACCAUGGAUGAGGAGGACAGCCAGGAUGAGCUGAUCAACAGGAACGUCUCCCAUGGGAAAGGAAAAAGACCUGCCAUGUCCAUUAUCUCUGAUGACGAGGAAAACUCAGAAGAUGAGGGGGAAUCAGAGGAAAGAGAAACAGGCAGUGAGGAGGAGGAUGAUGAUGAUGAUGAUGAUGAAGAGGAGGAUGUCCUUGAUGGAGAGGAGGAGGAGGAGGAAGAUGAGGGUGAAAGUGAAAAUGAGGACUCUGGUAACGUCCUGGAAGCAGCGGCUGCAGGGGAGGCUCCUGUGCAUGCAGCUGACCUGAGCUCAGACGAGGACUCAGAGAAAUGCCCCAUCUGCCUGAACUCCUUCCACGAGCAGCCCGUGGCCACACCGGAGUCUUGCGAACACUACUUCUGUCUGGACUGCAUUCUGGAAUGGUCAAAGAAUGCCAACUCCUGUCCUGUGGACCGAAUAGUCUUUGAGAACAUUUUCCUGAGAAAGUGUCAUGGCGGAAAAGUAAAAAAAACAAUUGCAGUUAAGAAGCCUGUAAAACCUGAGGAGGAACAGGUGGAGCUGGACUUGGAUCAGACAAGCUGUGAGGUCUGCGGGGGUCGAGACCGUGAAGAUCGCCUGCUGCUGUGUGAUGGCUGUGAUGCUGGGUACCACAUGGAAUGUCUCACGCCACCUUUGGAUGCGGUUCCUGUGGAGGAAUGGUUUUGCCCAGAGUGCGUCGCCAGCAACCGCACGUCAGGUUCUGAACACAUUAGUGAGGAGGAGAGCAGCUCUCUCCCCACCACCAGCCGUUCCCGGGCCAGACCGACCCGAGCGAUCGCACGGACCCAGCAGAGCGAACGAGUUCGGGCCAACGUCAACAGACAUCGCAUCACACAGGCACGCACAGCAGCACAGCUUACUCCCAGAUACAUGAUGCAGUCCACGUGGUUGGAUGAGACCAUCAAUGCUGUAGUGGCUGGACUCAGCACAGCCGUGUAUGUACGAGACUUGACGCCUCACUCCAGAACCCGCCGGAGGAGAAAGACAGUUAGAAGAAGGAAAACCAAAAGCAAAUCCUCAGCAAUCUCUGGGGGGAAAACAAAAAAAGGCAUGGGAGUGAAGAGACCGAAACGCAGAGGGAGGAAAACAAAAUUUAGAAGAAAACUGGUCAAAAAGAAGGAAACUAAUUCCAGAGGUCGUAUUGCACGGAGUUUAGGGAUUAAGAAGCCCAAGGCUGGUUCCAUUAUUCCCUCAGUUUAUCGGCCUUCAGAGUACAGUUUAGGAAGUAUGCGGGCAGAAAUUGGCGCAGCCUCCCUCUCUGUGUACGGAGAUCCCUUUGACCUAGACCCCAUUGAUGAUAGGGAGGAUGAAAAUCAAGUUCCAACACCAUCCUCUCUUCUGGAAGCUAAACGCCGUGGCCUCUCCCGCUCUGCCUUGCGGUCCCAUCAGCCUGUGGCCAGACCCAUAUCUGCCGGCCUCUCCAGGCAAGGUGUGAGUGUCCCACAUGAGGGAGAUGUUGCCCCUGUAUCAGACCUGCUGGGGAGUAUCCUCAGUGGUCAGAGCAUGCUCCUCAUGGACAGUUCUGAUGUGGUCAUCAACAGAGAUGGUUCCCUCAAAGCAACCAAACCCGUGUCCUUGUCCUUGCCAAUGAACACUAUCCCUGGAGAAUCAGGCUCAGGGGAACCAGGAAACACACCAAACACAGAAACAAGUCUCAUCCACCCCUCUGAACAGGCUGGUCCUUCCUCCAGCCCAUUGAGGAGGCCUCCACUAGUACACAAUUCUCAUGGGUCCUGUUCCACUCCACAGAUUCCCACAUCUCCACCCAUACACUCUCCGCAUCUUCCUCACCCUCACCCAUUUCCCUUGGGUCAUCCUAAUCUGCAUCCAUGUGCACUUCACAGGCCGAUCAGCUUAAAUACACCAAGACCUGGAAAUGGCCACUUGAGCACUAAUGGGAUUAGAGGUCAACCCCUUUCAAGGGUGUCAAAUAGCUCUUCUGACUCUCCCCAUCAAGACCAGGAGGGACCUGCCCGACAGCCGCCUGUCAGAAAGCCCCCUCCAAAGCCUGUAUGGGUGGAUGUUUCUGUAUUGCCAAGGAUACCAAAAAUUAAAAGGGACAGUACCCCCAGUGCAAAUAGUAGCAGUGACAGCAGUAGCAGCACUUUGCCUGGGUCUUCAGUGACCAGCUUAGCUGGCAAUACAGGUAGGGAACGUACCGUUGAUCAGCAAGGAAUGGGUACAAGUCAGCAAAACAGGACAGUGGAUGCUCCGAGUCAAAGAUCAGACAGAACUGGUGCUGCUUCUUCAUUUUCUAGCUCUUUCACCUCCAGUACAUCAUCUUUCAGUGCCUCUUCAAACUCGUGCUCGUCCUCUUCUUCUGUCAGUUUCCGUAUAAACUCUAGCAGAAACCCAUGGCAAGCUCGGCGACUUUCUGCAUCAGGAGGGACUCUGUCUGGGAAUGAGGAGGAAUCAACAAAGAAGAGUAAUAAAAGUAAACACAUGCUGUUGUCAUUAAAAACAAAGGCCAAGGAGGAGAAGAGCAAAGAAGAGAAGUGUGAGGUCUAUGACCCCUUUAACCCUACGGGGUCUGAUUCAUCUGAUAAUGAACCAGAAGGUGAGGGUCUUGAUGUUAGCACCCAAAAUACUGAGCCUCGGGUACCAGUUGGAGUCAAUGACGAUGCCUGUCAUCAAAUCAAAUCUGAGUCUGUGAAUGCGGACUCUGAUAUGGAGAGAGACUCGGAAAUGUGUGCAGAAGUUAAAACGGAGCCAGAUCCUUGCAGAGACAAACCGUGCAAACAAUCGCCACAUCAUUCAGACGCAAUUCACAGUUGGGUUGCCACAGGAUCUUCAGAUAAUGCUAGCAUAGAUCCUGGAAGUCGUGAAACUCCAGAAAGUCCAUUUCAGAAAGCUCAAGAGCACUCCAGAUCAAGCUCGUCGUGCAGUGACAAAAACGUUAAGUUGGAGGUGAAGUCUGAGCCUGAGGCUGAACCUCAACCCGUCAGGCCCCAAUCAAAGUCCCUUGAAGAGUCUCUAGCAAUCCAAGCAUCCAAAGGAAAUGGGUUGUGUAAAGAGCUACCUUCAGUCAGUGGUACCUUUAAUGCUACUAACGUAAAAAUGGAAAGACCUCACCAGUCCCAGUGCAUGGAUAGGAAGCAGUCACCAUCAAAAUCGCAAAGCCUUUCAUCUAAAGAUUCCCAUAAAAAGAAACACUCAAAAGAAAAGAGGAGGUCACGCUCAAGGUCAAGGGAUCGGCGGCGAUCCCGUUCGAAAUCAAAAGAGAGGCACCGCUCAAGAUCGAAAGAGAGAAGAUAUCCACGGUCAAGAGACAGGAGGUGUUCCUCGAGUUCCAGCAGUAGAGAGAGGAAGACAAGUGGGAGAAGAGUGAGUCGUGAGAGGAAUGACAACCGAGGGAGAGAAAGACGAAAGAAGAGAUCAAAAGAAAGAAGGCGCUCUCGAUCUCGUUCGUUUUGUAGAUCUAGAUCCAGAGAAAGGAAGAAGGCAUCAAAGGAUAAGGGUGAGAAUAGGUUAAAGAGACAGAGGUCAAAAUCAAGAUCAACGUCUAGAGAGCGAAAAAGGCAAGAGGAUCGAUCAGAGCCCUCUCGACGCACAGAAAGGAGCUCUCAUAAGUCUGCAGAGCCCAUGUCCACUGAGUUACAUACGCCUGCUGUUGGUUCAGUCAGGUCUACAACAAAGGUGAAGACAGAGAGAGAUGCAAGAGCACAUAAACAUGAGACUACUUCAGUUAAACCAUCAAUUAAACAAGAGACUCAUUUGUUUGACAUCACAACUCGUGGUCUUGGGUCAUCAAGACAUGUUGAUCAGACUAGAAGAGUUAAAGAAAGCAAGGAAGAUGUUUCGCUUGAGCUGCUGAAGUCCGAAAAAAUUAAACAAGAGACUCAGUUGGUUGACAUCACAACUCGUGGUCUUGGGUCAUCAAGACAUGGUGAUCAGACUAGAAGGGUUAAAGAAAGCAAGGAAGAUGUUUCGCUUGAGCUGCUUAAGUCCGAAAAAAUUAAACAAGAGGAACCUUGGCCCAUUGGUGCUGUCCAGGAGUUGAAAGAUUUCAAAAAGGAGGAGGAACUCUGUGGAGAAUUAGAUGGUGUUAAAGAGAUGAAACAUGAAGAGAUGUCUUUUAACAUCUUCCUCAAGGAAUCACCAAAUCUUAAUGAAAUGAAUUUGAAAAGUGCAGAUUUAGAAAAGAGGCACGCUGGCUUUCAGGAUGAAAUUCAAUUGCAAGAAAUGGUUGAGCCAAAAAAGAUUAAAAUCAAGCAAAUAUGGCCUGAUGAAGAUGAUUCACCAAGCUGCAGUGACAACCCUCUCGUCAUCGGUUCGCAUACACCUGACAUAGACACUGAGAACUGUAAAAAGGAAAUGAAAUUGCAAGAAAUGGUUGAGCCACCAAAAAAGAUAAUCGAGCAAAUAUGGCUUGAUGACGAUGAUUCUCCAAGCUGCAGUGAUAACCCUCUUGUCAUCGGUUCAGACACACCUGACAUAGACCCGGCAAACUGUAAAAAGGAGCCCAUUGAGUCCUAUCAGUCGCCGCUUUUAGAGGAGGACAUGGAGUUGUCACCUCUCCAACCACCAGACCCCCCAAUAAAACAAGAACCUGUUGUGUCAUCCGAUGAAGAUAUUAGCAUUGAUUACUUGAUUGAUAACUUGGACUUUAUUAAGAAAGAAAUGAGUGAGAGCUCUGUGGCCGACUCGACAGAAGCUGUCGACCCCAAGUCUGCAGUUCUAGAGGCUCCAGCAGCGAAUGAGGAAAUUACUGAAACCGUUACAGCUGGUGCCAAAUCCAAGCCGCAGGGAAAGCGAGUCACUUGGAAUUUGCAGGAACCAGAAGAACCCCAGUCUGAUAAAUUAAGCAAACUUGCACUCUUCAAACUAAAGCUCAAGCAAGAAGGGUCGCGAAGGUCUGCUUCAUCCCAACAAACCUCCGGUCAGAAUAAAGCUUCAUCUAAGGCUGAUACAAAAGCAACAGUCUCCAGCCUUCCUCCCCAAGAGGAAUCCAGCAAACCAAAAUCCCACAAAGAAGGGGACGCCGAUCCGAAAGAGAAGUACAUGAAGAAACUUCAUAUGCAAGAGCGAGCAAUAGAGGAGGUCAAGCUUGCAAUAAAGCCCUUCUAUCAGAAGAGAGACAUCACGAAGGAAGAGUACAAAGAGAUUUUGCGUAAAGCCGUUCAGAAGGUGUGUCAUAGCAAGAGCGGUGAGAUCAACCCGGUGAAAGUGGUUAACUUGGUCAAAGCUUACGUGGAGAAGUAUAAACAUGCAAGAAAACACAGGAAAGAGGAAACUGGGGGAAACUCACAGGCAGACGUCCCGCAAGACUUCCAAACUUCAGUGUGAAGUCAAUGGUAAAACGGCUAUGUCCUUUUCAGACAGUACCAUUAGCAAUCAUCUGUGGAUUUUUUUUUUUUUUUUUUUUAAAUCUGUGCAUUUCUACAAUGACGUAGGAAACUCUUAAGGGCUCAACGUCUUGUCAGUAAUCAAAUGAACCUUUUUGAAUGUUUGUUUGUUUUCUUUUGAAUGUAAAGAUCAUUUGAAAGUCUCUGGGUGCGUCUGAAGACAAGAUAUGUUAAAUCUUUACGUUGCCAUUGUUUAAAACGAGUAUUCAAGAGGGUGUUGUGUUUCUUUGCUAUUUUAAGCUUAUCCAACAGGAAGUUUAAGUCAUUAGUCAGUGUCUUGCAUCAUCAGACUAUACAUAUACACACACACACACACACAAUACUUGGUGAACAUCAAAGAUCCAUCAUAAAUAAGAUUCCAUCAUUGAAGAGCGAAUUCAUUUUUUUUUUUUUUUUUUUUUUUGGUACGUCACAUAUAUGCCGUAAAUACAUAAGAUCCUCUGGGACAUUCUGUGAUCUCUCCAAAAACUUACAAAGAGCAUUUAUUUGAGUUAAAAUAUUGUUAUCUAGUCUUUAUGAGACUAUGAAAUCUAUUUGGUUGACACAUUUCUUUAAAAUCUUUUAGUUUACUACUACGAGUAAAACAGGAACACUGGAAGUAGACCUCACCCUCAUCGAAUAGUUUUGUUGAAAAUGUAAAACGAUAUGGUUCAUGACACACGUGAAUGGCUAUGAUAGAUCUUUUCUGUUCAGGUGAAAAGUGGUUGUCUAGCAGAUUUCCUGAUAAAUCCUGCCAGAUGAUGUGUUUGCCAAUUGUUUUGUUUUUUUCUAAUUGCUGUUGUUUUUUGUUCUGUUAGUGAAUGACAGCUUUUACAAAUGACUUUCAGCCUAGAAAAUAACCAUUUCUUUAUGCAUUACUAAAGGUUCAGUGAAAAGAAUUGACAGAAAAGUUGAUUGUAAAUGAUGGCUGAAGAGUGUAAUUCAAAAUGUUGGGAUUUUCUGAACCCUUUUCAUUAAUUAUGUCAUUUUAAUUGCUUGAGAAAUGUUGAAUUGAUCUCAUGUAACUUCAGUUGUAUCUCACAGUGAGGCGUGCAGAAAUGUUGCAAACCGCCGGUCUUUUCCUGUCAGAGAGGAGUCUGUUCUCGGUGAACCAAGUGAACUUUAUCAUGUGAAUCCAAGCAGUCACAGAAUACAUGAUUCGUGAUCCACUGUUUGUGUAAAUAUUUUUAUUAGAUUCUUUAUUUAAUAAAAGAAAAAAUCUUUA